Mus pahari (shrew mouse) is the source of this 4244-nucleotide messenger RNA. Its product is annotated as zinc finger protein 160-like. Gene Ontology annotation, cellular component: nucleus. Lineage: Eukaryota; Metazoa; Chordata; Mammalia; Rodentia; Muridae. Gene Ontology annotation, biological process: negative regulation of transcription by RNA polymerase II. The record is from RefSeq and is a predicted model, not a curated record. The coding region runs from base 136 to 2562 and encodes 808 amino acids. Gene Ontology annotation, molecular function: RNA polymerase II transcription regulatory region sequence-specific DNA binding; DNA-binding transcription repressor activity, RNA polymerase II-specific. The transcript has 5 exons.
CCCAUCUGGUGUGCAAAGCUCCACUCGGGGACGCGGAGAGCUGCGAGACUGAGGAAGAUUGACUUCUAAACACUAAUGUUGCACAAGGAAGAACCUGGGAGGAGGAGAAGAAAGAGGAAAUAAAAAAAGCCAGGGAUGGCUGUCACUCAGGGACAGUUGUCAUUCAGUGAUGUGGCCAUAGAGUUCUCGCAAGAGGAAUGGGAAUGCCUAGACCAUGCACAGAGGGCUUUGCACAGGGAUGUCAUGUUGGAGAAUUACAGCAACCUGGUCUCCCUGGGAGUCACACUUCCAAAUCUGAAUGCUAUGUCUAAGUUGGAACAAAACAAAGGGCCCUGGACUGUGGAGAGUGAGGCAAUAAGAAUCAGAAAAUCAAAUGGACAGGAAUAUGUCAGAGCUAUGAGUGCAGUUAACUCUCCUGAAAAUAUAAUUAAAGAUUUCCUACCAAAAGGGAGUGGAGAUUCAGGUGAAAUAGUCCAGACAAAGGUGGCAGAAAGAUAUAAAAGCAAUGGCAUUGAAGAUUUUUCCUUCAGAGAAAUCCAGCAGAACAUUCAGAAUUUUGAGUUUCAGUGGACAGAGCAUGAAAGGAAUUAUAACCCCACUUGUAGAAGAGAUCAAGAUAGUGGAAAGGAGGCAGGAAUAAACCUUAGGAAAAAUCAGCUUCUGUUAAGCUUCACUUCACAUCUAUCUGAACUGCGCCCAUUUCCAUCUGCAGAAAAUAUUGGUGGUAAUGAAGCUAAGUCCAACAGCAGUGGUUCUUCAAUUUUGUCAUCUGACAAAAUUCUUGCUAGUGGUGACAAAGCACCUGUUGUUCAUGAAUAUGAUGUUUAUUCUGCACUACGUAUAAAAGGACAGAAAGCAACCAUUAAGGAAAAACCUUAUCAAUGUAAAGAGUGUGACAAGGUCUUCAGUUAUACUUCUUCUUUAGCAUAUCAUCGGCAGAUUCAUUCUGGAGAGAAACUUUACAAAUGUCUUGAGUGUGGUAAGGCUUUUUUUCGACGUUCUUAUCUUUUGGUACAUGAGAGGCAUCAUACUGGAGCAAAACCUUACAAAUGUAAUGAAUGUGGCAAGGUGUUCAGUCAGAAUUCACACCUUAAAAGUCAUAGAAGAAUUCAUACUGGUGAGAAGCCAUUCAAAUGUAAUCAUUGUGGCAAAGCCUUUAGUGUUCGUUCAAACCUAACUCACCAUCAGGUAAUCCAUACUGGAGAUAAACCUUAUAAAUGUAAUGAGUGUGGCAAGGUCUUCAGUCAAACCUCGAGCCUCACAAUUCAUCGAAGAACUCACACUGGAGAGAAACCUUACAGGUGCAAUGAGUGUGGGAAAGUAUUCAGUUCACAUUCAAACCUAAAUACCCAUCAGGCAAUCCAUACUGGAGAAAAACCCUACAAAUGUUCAGAGUGUGGCAAGGUCUUUACUCAGAAUUCACACCUUGCAAAUCAUUGGAGAAUACAUACUGGAGAGAAACCUUACAAGUGUAAUGAGUGUGGAAAAGCCUUUAGUGUGUAUUCCAGCCUCACUACCCAUCAGGCAAUCCAUACAGGAGAAAAACCUUACAAGUGUGAUGAAUGUGGAAAGGUCUUCACUCAAAAUUCACAUCUCGCAAGUCAUCGUGGAGUUCACAGUGGGGAGAAGCCUUACAAGUGUGAAGAAUGUGGCAAACUCUUCAGUCAAACUUCAAAUCUUGCAAGACAUUGGAGAGUUCAUACUGGAGAGAAGCCUUACAAAUGCAAUGAAUGUGGCAAAGCUUUUAGUGUGCGUUCUAGCCUGACUUCCCAUCAAGUAAUACACACUGGAGAAAAGCCUUACAAAUGUACUGAAUGUGGCAAGGUCUUCAGUCAGACUUCAAGCCUUUCAAUCCAUCAGAGAAUUCACACUGGAGAGAAACCUUACAGAUGCAAUGAGUGUGGGAAAGCCUUUAAUUCACAUUCCAACCUAAAUACCCAUCAAGUAAUCCAUACUGGACAAAAACCCUAUAAAUGUAUGGAAUGUGGCAAGGUCUUUACUCAAAAUUCACAUCUUGCAAAUCAUCAGAGAACCCAUACAGGAGAGAAACCUUACAGAUGCAAUGAGUGUGGGAAAGCCUUUAAUUCACAUUCCAACCUAAAUACCCAUCAAGUAAUCCAUACUGGACAAAAACCCUAUAAAUGUAUGGAAUGUGGCAAGGUCUUUACUCAAAAUUCACAUCUUGCAAAUCAUCAGAGAACCCAUACAGGAGAGAAACCUUACAAAUGUAAUGAGUGUGGCAAAGCCUUCAGUGUGUACUCAAGUCUGACUACUCAUCAGGCAAUCCAUACUGGAGAAAAACCUUAUAAGUGUAAUGAAUGUGGUAAGGUCUUCACUCAAAAUUCACACCUAGCUAGUCACCGGAGGACUCAUACUGGAGAAAAACCUUACCAGUGUAAUAAGUGUGAUAAAGCUUUUAGUGUGCGUUCAAGCUUGACUACACAUCAGGCAAUCCAUAGUGGAGAAAAACCUUACACAUGUAGUGAGUGUGGCAAAGUCUUUAGUCGAAGUUCCAACCUUACAAGUCAUCAGAGACUUCACGUUGGACAGAAGCAUAUGUGAAUAUAGCAAGGUCUUCGGGCAUAAUUCACUUCUUGCAUAAUAUCCAGGAAUACAAACCUAAGAAAAUGUUAGUAUUGUGUUGGUGAUAAACACCCAUCAUGAGUUCAAAUAUGUCACUAGAUGUAGUGGUAUGCAUGGACAACCACACCCUUUUCAGGGUAUUGUGGGAGCACUGUCUGCUUAGGAUAUGUAGGAAGAACUUGACCUAAAAUAAAAAAUAUAUCAAGCUUUUGUAGACAUAUAACAUAUUAAGAAGACAUUUCAUACAUGUAGAGAAGAUGCUUCAGGACAUGAUUUCCACCUCUGUAAACACAAAAAUGCACAUUGUUGAUGAAAUAAUCCAAUUGGCACUUAUUGGGAAUGAUACUUAAUGACUAUUUACAGUGGAAGGUGAAUGGAAGGAGUUACUCAACCUCUUGUUUUUCAUGGCUAAUCUUCAUUGUUAUAUUCCACAGAAUAAUUGAUAAUUACUGAACAAUUAAAAGUCAAAAUAGCUAAAACAUGAUAUAUUUUAAAGGUUGAAGAUGGUUGAUACUUGCCUUUAAUAUUUGUGUACUCAUUUAUUUAUGGUUCCUUGCAAAAUCUGCUUUGCCAUUUGUGAUUGUUAUCUGAAACUUUCUGAUGAUACAGUACCUGCCUCAGGGUCCCUUUAUUGCAACCUUUGAGAAAAAUAGGGUUAAAAAGUCACAUUAAAAGGAAAGGGUCAUGUCUGUCUGGUUUUUGAGAAGAAUGGCUCCAUUGCACCUUUUGAAUUCAGUAUUGGCUAAGUUAUCUUCCUAAUGUGUGUUUAGAUUCUGUAUUAAAUGCCAUGACUAAAGCUAACUUGGUGAUAAAAUGGUUUAUUUCCUUUUAUAGGUUAUAAUUGAUCAAGAGAAGCCAGGAUAAAGGCUAGACUAGGAACCUGGAAGCAGGGACUAAGGAAGACAAUGGAGGAUCGCUUUUCUCAGCUUAGCUUCCUUCAUACAACCUAGGACCAUGUACCAAGGGGUGGCACUGCCCAAAGGACAGUCUAUGUCCUCUUAUAUCAGUAAUUAAUAAAGAAAGCACUUGACAGAAAUGGCCAGAAUCCAACAGAAUGUGAAGAGUCCCUCUUCUCAGGUAACUCUAGUUUGUUCUAACCAGAUCAUUCAUCAUCUGAAAGCAACAGGAUAUUGUAAAAUUACAGCAUAAAUUUAUCAUUUAUUGUAUAUGAUGGGAGCAUUCUGUGGGGUAAAAGCAAUUAAGUUGGAAAGAAAUGAUCUGCCAUCUAAUCAUUGGAUAUAGAAGCUGCCACAAAAUUAGGAUACUGCAUUUUUGUGAAAUAAGAACAGGAGGCUAUUAGGGAUGUGUUGUUUGUCAAAUAAACUGCAGAAGACAUAGUGAACUUCUAUAUUGAGUGACAACAGGUUUCAUAUUUAGGAAAUAAUAAUUUUUCUUACUUUUAAAAUUAAAGUGAGAAACAUUAUUAGAAUGGAAAAUUUAACCCAAAGAAAGUGUAGGGGCUCUGUAGGUAGCUAGAAAAGAAACACUCGUGUCAUGCAUGUGAGGCCCAAGUUCAAUGCUCAGCAGCACCAAAAGUAAAAAAAAUACACAAAAGUUUUCUUAAGAGUGACAUCAUCUACCUAUUGUUGUUAAGUUUGUCCACUGUCUUAUUCAAAAUAUAUCAUUAAUUGAACUUGUAACUAAUGAAAGUAAAGAUUUUA